CUGACCGAAGAAGAACGAUGAGUUGCUGAAAACACAUCUGUAUCAGGAAAAUCGUUCCAGAAAUUUCUGCACUUCGGUUUUAAAAUGUUUAGAUAUUUGACGCAUAACCCACUUUUACUGAUGUCGUGAGUGGUUGAUGGUGUACUAAUUGAGAGAUGAGUUUUUGCAGCCUAUAGAAACAGUAAAAUUAAAUUUAACUUGAAAACAGCUGAUUUGUUGUGAGUGUGUACUGUGCGGUGAAGCAUAGGAGAAGUUGAAUCUCCGAGAAGUCGAUUUUACUGAACAAAAUACUUUGUUUUUCUGUAUUAGGUAAUAAGAUCAUCAGAUCAAGAGACGUAUUGUUCUUUCAUCAAAGAUCCAGAGAUGUACAGUUUUGAGGGUGAUUUCAAACGACGUCCUGUGGUGUCCCUAAGAGGAGCCAGUAAAAAGGAACCAACAUCAUCUCUCCUUCAGCGAAAUCAAGAUGAGAGAAAAAAGAGACAGGAAGAGAGAAAUAAACAGCUGAGUGCAACCAGAAUACAAUCCUUCCUCCGUGGUUCGCUGUCAAGACAGAGACUGAAGGCCGAGCUAAGGAGGCAGUGGGAUGUCCAGAUGGGGCGGGUCCAAGGGGGGAGUGCUUCGACAGCCACUUCCCUAGAUCCCGACACAUUACUAGCACUGCAGAGUCAUCUGGUCAUGUUCUUCAACGAAAGUGUUGAUUCACAGAGAUUGACUGUUCUCUGUCAAGUGAUAUUAAAGCAGAAAAGUCUUUGUACAGAACUAUUAAAAAAUCACCGGUCGACAUGGAUUCAUCAAAUCAGAAGAUUAUUGCUGCUUUGCUGCAGAAUGUUAAGGGGCAAUUCAUCGGUACCCAUUGCUAUGCCUUUGAGGAUGCUUGAAGUGUUUACCGAUGAGAGGGUAUUUAGCCAAUCAGAGAGCAUCACAGAGACUGAGAUAAGCCAAGCAGUGCGUGAUAUUCUUCUGUACCUUGUAAAGCAAGGUUACUACAGAUAUCUCAGAGCUCUUAUCGAUGACCGCUUACCACCAGGGAUGGAAUAUCCUAAUAUACCAACAUUGGCUAAGACAGCCCUUGAACUAGUACUGAGACCAACCAGGCUGGUCAAGAGACUACAAGAACAGACGACAAGCAGGAAUAUUGUCCUGUGCUCACUCUGCAAAGAACUCCUCUGUCUCCAAUUCACCGAGCCAAUCAACUCCUUCCUCCUGCCAGCCAUCAGCCAAUCCCCUUCUGCCUUUCCAGUAACCCAGCUGCUACAAGCCAUUGUGUCCACCAAUCAGAAUACAUGGCUGGAUGUCAAUCAUCUGGGGGUGGAGCCAACACCAUGGUUACUGUACUCAGUGAUGACUCUAGUGAAACCACUUCUAGCAACUCUUCAUAAUGAUGACAUCCUGCGAUACCUUCACCUCAUCAAGCUGAUAUUUCCCAUGCUGCCGGGGACCAGUGAUCGCCGUUUCCAUGGCAACGACGACGACUCGGACUCUGAAGAUGAUAUGGACGUAAUGGAAAAUCAAGUCGAGGGAGCCUCGUCUCUGUUUGAGAUUCGAGAUCACUGUCUUCAGACCCUGAACUCAGCUGACCAUGUCAACUGGCUUCUGACUGCCGUCUCUAAGAGUGAUGUCUCUGUCCUAACAGCAUUGUGUAGCAUCUGUCAUACACUCAUGGUGGAACAUAAGCUUCAUGUGCCAAGAACAAAAUUGCUGUAUUUAUUAGCAUUUAAUGAGCGGUUUUUGAGGCAUCUUUGGGAGGCGAUCAAGUCAGUUUCUACACCGGCUGUUACAGGGUCUCAGACUCCAUUGAUUCAGAUGUUAUCCAGCGGCUUCCCUCUGACAUCCACAGACAGUGAUCGUAUCAUCCCUCUAUUAUCUGUCUUCUGCUCUCUGUUUGGACAUUUACUCCUGUCUCUCCAUGAUGCAGAGUUCCAUGGUGAUACAAGAGGUGAUGCUCAUCACAGCCUGAUGCCCUUUAGACUGGAUGAACUAAUACACAUGAGUCUUUCAUUACGUAAUGCUUGUCUUGGAAUGAUUGAGUGCGCCCAUCCUGAGACUAGACCCACUGUCACCAAGGACUACACCAGAGCGAUGGCUAGCGUUGGUGUCUCGGCCCAUGGUAGAUCCUCUGAUGUGGCUUCUACAUGGAUGCAUGUUUUUAAGGUUACAGCCCAGCUUGUGAAACAGCUUCAUGAUCGAGAUACAAGAAAGCCCUUCUGUCCACCAAACCACUGGCUCGCUUCACACGUCAAUGUUUUUACUGAUAACAGGAUGAAAGGUUCAGGAGGUCACUUCCAUCCAGCAUUCCGGCCACGGCGGCUUCACUUCAUGCGGUCAAGUAUGGCCGUUGAAGAAGGCCCACUCCCAAUGUCCACCCUUGAGACCCGGAAGAUGACAAUCCUGGCCGAAAUGCCCUUUGUAGUCCCAUUUGAAGACAGAGUUAAGAUUUUCCGGGAUUGGAUUCAUAGAGACAAGGACGAGAACCAGGGUGAGUUUGCUGGAUUCAUUGCCGGUAGAACGAUAGACAUCAAUAUCAGGAGGAACUACAUCUAUGAAGAUGCCUACGAUCGCCUUAGACCAGAAAAUGAACCCAAUCUCAGGAAGAAGCUGCGAGUCAUCAUGAGAAAUGUCCAGGGUCUUGAAGAGGCGGGAAUCGAUGGAGGAGGAUUGACUCGCGAGUUUCUCUCUCAGCUCCUUAAGUCUUCCUUUGAUCCAAACCGAGGUUUCUUCAAGUCUUCUGCUGAUGAGCUUCUGUAUCCGAACCCACAGGCUUCACAGCUGGUGCCAGACUACCAGAAACAUUACUACUUCUUUGGGAGAAUGCUGGGCAAGGUACUGUAUGAGAAUCUAUUAGUGGAGCUUCCCUUUGCCAGUUUCUUCUUGACUAAGCUGCUGAGCAAACACGCUGAUGUGGACAUCCACCAUCUUGCCUCUCUGGAUCCGGAGAUGUACAAGAAUCUUCUGUUCUUGAAGGACUACACAGGAGACAUUACCGAGCUUGGACUGAACUUUACUGUUGUCGAUAAUGACCUUGGGGAGAUGCGCGUGUAUGAGUUAAAGACUGGAGGUCAUGAUAUCCCAGUAACUGCAAGCAAUCGUAUUGAGUACAUUCACCUGAUGGCUGACUACAGACUCAAUAAACAGAUGCGUCCCCACAUUCUAGCAUUCCGUCAGGGUUUAGCCAACGUGAUUGAUGCCGAGUGGCUGCAGAUGUUUGAUCAUCAAGAAUUACAGGUGCUGAUCUCUGGAGCCUCGGUUCCCAUCGACGUGGACGAUCUCAAAAGAAAUACAAAUUACUCAGGUGGCUACACGGUUGAUCAUCCUCUGAUUGAGAACUUCUGGAAGGUUGUUGAUGCCAUGGAUGACAACCAGAAGCGAGGUCUACUCAAGUUUGUCACAAGCUGUUCUCGACCUCCACUCCUUGGCUUUAAGGAAUUGUAUCCACCCUUCUGCAUCCAGUACGGGGGAAGCGAUGAGGAACGUCUUCCAUCGGCAAGCACUUGUAUGAAUCUUCUGAAAUUGCCUGAAUUUAAAGAUGACAGCACUCUGAAGACCAAACUAUUGUACGCUAUUGACUCAGAAGCAGGAUUUGAGCUCAGCUAGUUGUUGGAAUUUUUUAAUUCCACAGCGUUCUACGUACCUUACUGCUUUAUGCAAUAAAAGAGUGAAAGCAAACACUGUUCACACAGGUAUUUUAUUCUCGAUAUAAGCAGAGCCAGUUGUGAGAAUGCCUAAACCACAACAAUCUGCUGGAGGUUAAAACUCUGCAGACCAAACUGUUCUGCAACAACGAUUCUGGAGUAGGGUUUCAGAUGAAGCUGUUACCAGCAUUUGGAGGCCUUUGCUGCUCUGCAUUCGGCAAACCAAACUUGUUUAACAUUGACCAUGGAGGUUGAAACUCUGCAGACCAAACUGUUCUGCAACAACGAUUCUAGAGGAGGGUUUCAGAUGAAGCUGUUACCAGCAUUUGGAGACCUUUGCUGCUCUGCAUUCUGCAAACCAAACUUGUUUAACCUUGACGUUGGAGGUUGAAACUCUGCAGACUAAACUGUUCUGCAAUAACGAUUCUAGAGGAGGGUUUCAGAUGAGCCUGUUAACAGCAUUUGGAGGCCUUUGCUGCUCUGCAUUCGGCAAACCAAACCUGUUUAAAGGCAGUAGACACUAUUGGUAAUUACUCAAAACAAUUAUUAGCAUAAAACCUUAUUUGGUAAGGAAUAAUGGGAAGAGUUUGAUAGUUUUAACCUUGUGAGAAACAGCUCCCUUUGAAGUGACAGAGUUUUCGAGAAAGAAG
Asterias rubens (European starfish) is the source of this 4279-nucleotide messenger RNA. RefSeq names its product ubiquitin-protein ligase E3C-like. The transcript is spliced from 22 exons. Gene Ontology annotation, molecular function: protein binding; ubiquitin protein ligase activity. Lineage: Eukaryota; Metazoa; Echinodermata; Asteroidea; Forcipulatida; Asteriidae. Gene Ontology annotation, biological process: ubiquitin-dependent protein catabolic process; protein polyubiquitination. The record is from RefSeq and is a predicted model, not a curated record. Bases 364 to 3591 code for a protein of 1075 amino acids.